Molecule: messenger RNA, 2394 nt
Organism: Quercus lobata
Lineage: Eukaryota; Viridiplantae; Streptophyta; Magnoliopsida; Fagales; Fagaceae
Product: receptor-like protein 9DC3
Exons: 1
Coding region: 1-2394 (797 amino acids)
Molecular function (GO): protein binding
Source: RefSeq, a predicted model, not a curated record
AUGUUCAUGUUGAUUCGCUUGCUUUACAUACUCCCUCUGUUUCAUCUUAUACAUACGUUUCCUUCCAAGCAGCCACUAUGCCAUGAUGAUGAGAGCUCAGCCUUGUUGCAUUUCAAGGAAAGCUUUAUCAUAAAUAACUCUGCUUCCUCUGAUCCUGAUGCAUAUCCUAGGGUCAGAUCUUGGAGGCUAGAAGGUGAAAACAGUGAUUGUUGCUCAUGGGAUGGUGUUGACUGCGAUGAGGACACAGGUCAUGUGAUUGGCCUUGACCUCAGUAGCAGUUGUCUAUAUGGUUCAAUUAACUCCAACAGCACUCUCUUCCGUCUUGUCCACCUACAAAGUCUUAACCUUGCUUACAAUCAUUUUAACUACUCUCAAAUCCCAUCCCAGCUUGGAAAUCUUUCAAGACUGACAUAUCUUAAUCUCUCUUCUUCUAUGUUUUCUGGUCAAAUCCCAUUUGAAGUUUCAAAACUGUCCCAAUUGUCAUCUUUGGAUCUAUGUUGCAACUAUGAUUUGUUUUCAGACAAAUACUUCUUGCAAUUCAACGAGUUGAGCCUAACAAGCCUAGUUGGAAAUCUAACGCGCAUAGAAAACCUUGAUCUAAGUGGGGUGAAUAUAUUCUCCACAGUGCCUAAUAUCUUUGCAAACUUGUCUAAUUUAAGGACCCUUUAUCUCCAUGACUGUGGAAUGCAUGGGCAAUUUCCACCAGGCAUCUUUAAGCUACCAAAUUUGCGGGUUCUUGACGUGAAGUACAACCAGGAUCUCACUGGUUCUUGGCCUGACUUUCAAUAUUGGAGUAGUCGCCUGAAGGAACUAGACCUUGGAAGAACCAGUUUCACUGGUGAGCUUCCGGCUUCAAUGGGAAACUUCGGCUCCUUGAUUGGUUUGGAUAUAGUGGAUUGCAACUUCUCAGGGUCCAUUCCAUCUUCAAUCGGUAACCUCACAAAUCUCAUUUACCUUCGUCUUUCAAAUAACAUUUUAGUGGGUAAUAUCCCAUCUUCAAUUGGUAAUCUCAUCCAGCUUACCUUUCUAGACCUUGGCCAUAAUCAGUUGUCUGGUCCAAUCCCUUUUGGGCUGCUAAACUUGACACAACUGACCAUGAUUAACUUAGGCUACAAUCAAUUAACUGGUCCUAUUCCUUUUGGGCUUAUGAAUCUAACACAAUUAAAUAUCUUGGCUCUUGUGGGUAAUGUGUUUCAAGGCCAGUUUCCAAUGUCCAUCAUUAACCUAAAGAGUCUUAAUCUGCUUGAUAUUUCUGAUAAUUACCUUAGUGGUAUUCUGUCAAUUUGCAACAUGACUUCUCUACAUAUCCUUGAUGUGUCUAAUAACUACUUCAGUGGCUCAAUUCCUCAAUGCUUGAACAAUAUGGUCCAAGGAAGCAAAUUAAGGAUGAUUAGUUUGAGAGGAAACAAACUCCAAGGAUUGUUACCAAGAUCAUUGGCCAAUUGUUCAAUGCUAGAGGCUAUUGAUGUUAGUAAUAACCAAUUCAAUGACACUUUUCCCUCUUGGUUGGGAAAUCUUCCAAAUUUAAAGCUUAUCCUCUUGCAGUUCAAUAAAUUCUAUGGUCAAAUAUUAGAAAGUCCUGAAACCAACUAUCAUUUCUGCAACUUGCAAAUCCUUGAUCUUUCUAACAAUAAGUUUACAGGAAAGUUGCCAUUAAAUCCCUUCAGAAAUUGGAAUGCCUUGAAAUUGGUCAAUGAAUCCCACUUGACAUAUAUUCAUGCAGAAAUAUCUUCGAUUGUGGGGAUAUACUAUAUGUCUUACUAUUUCACUUAUAAAAUGAAAAUAACAAACAAGGGUCUGGAUAUGGCAUACGACGAGGUCCUAGAAAUUUUUAGAGUCAUUGAUGUGUCAAGUAAUAGAUUUGUUGGAGAGAUUCCUGAUUUUAUUGGAGAUUUAAAAGGGCUUCGAAUGCUGAAUCUUUCUAAUAACUUUCUCACUGGACAUAUUCCACCAUCUUUGGGGAAUCUUACAAUGCUAGAAUCAUUGGAUCUUUCUCAAAAUAGGCUUUCAGGGGAGAUUCCGUCACAAUUAACACAACUUACUUUUCUUGAAUUGUUCAAUGUUUCUCACAACCAUCUCACUGGCUUCAUACCACAAGGGAAACAAUUUGACACAUUUGAAAACAGUUCGUUUGAAGGAAAUUCAGGCUUGUGUGGGAAUCCAUUAUCAAAAAAAUGUUGGAUUUCUGAUCCUUCAUCACUUUCACCUUCACCUUCAAUUUCUGAACAAAAUCAAGACUUUCCUGGGUCUCUCUUUGAAUUUGGUUGGAAAAUAGUCUUGGUUGGAUAUGGAUUUGGACUAAUAGUUGGAAUGAUAAUUGGCAACACUAUGGCAACGAGAAAACAUGUUUAUUGGUUGAUGAUGACUUUUGGAUUGAGGCAACGACUUCGCUAG